AUGGCCAAAGACUACUAUAAAAUCCUUGGUGUUGCGAAGGGGGCCAGCGAUGAUGAGAUCAAAAAGGCUUACCGAAAAAUGGCUUUGAAGUACCAUCCCGAUAAGAAUAAGGAGCCUGGAGCAGAAAACAGGUUUAAGGAAAUCGCUGAGGCAUACGAUGUGCUUUCUGAUCCAAAGAAAAAAGAAAUAUAUGAUAAGUAUGGCGAAGAUGGCCUGAAGAAUGGUGGACCUGAUGUUGGAGGUCCAGGAGGAUUCCAUUACGAGUUCCAAGGCGAUCCUAUGCGCAUGUUCGCGCAAUUUUUUGGAACCGAUGAUCCAUUCAGUAGUAUAUUUGGAAUGGGUGGCCACGGUGGAAACAUGUUUUUCAAUAUCGGAGGUAAUGGCAUGGAUGAAACACUAAAUGGCUUCUCUGCAUUUGGUGGUGCUCCACAUGGACAUCGAAGAACUGCUCCUAAGCAAGAUCCUACAGUGCAACACGAGCUUCAAGUCAGCUUAGAAGAUAUUUAUAGGGGAUGUACAAAGAAGAUGAAAAUAACAAGGAAAAUCUUAAAUGCAGAUGGUCAUUCAACCCGUGUGGAGGAUAAAGUUUUGACAAUUAACGUCAAACCAGGAUGGAAAAGUGGAACAAAAAUCACAUUUCCGAAGGAAGGUGAUCAGCAUCCUGGACGGGUCCCUGCUGACAUUGUCUUUGUCAUCAAGGACAAACCACACAAAAUCUUCAAACGUGAGGCAUGCGAUCUUCGAUAUAUCCAUCGAGUUGCAUUGCGUGAUGCUCUAUGUGGCUGCACUGUUGAGAUCCCAACUCUUCUAGGAACCACUACGUCAUUGAGGCUCGAUAUCAUCAAGCCAAAUACAGUAAGAAGGAUUACCGGAAAAGGUUUGCCUAACCCGAAAGCUCCCGGUCAUUUCGGUGACUUGAUUGUACAGUUCGAAAUAGAGUUUCCCUCAAAACCAAUUACCGAUCCAGUUUUGCGCGAACAGUUAAUGAGAAUUUUACCACCUCUGUCCCAUGCAUGA
Molecule: messenger RNA, 1017 nt
Organism: Angiostrongylus costaricensis
Lineage: Eukaryota; Metazoa; Nematoda; Chromadorea; Rhabditida; Metastrongylidae
Source: the annotation of a GenBank genome assembly